AUGCGCCCCAGGGGCUGCCCUCCCGGCUCCAAAAACAAGCCCAAACUGCCGCUCGUUAUAACCCGGGAGCCCGAGCUCGCUAUGACCCCUUUUAUUUUAGAAAUCUCGGGCGGGAGCGACGUGGUCGAGGCCCUGGCCCGAUUCAGCCAUAGAAAGAACAUGGGCCUAUGCGUCCUGUCCAGUUCGGGAACUAUCGCCAACGUCACUCUUCGUCAACCCUCUGUCACCCCCGGUGCCACUGUCACUUUCCACGGCCGCUUUGAUGUCCUCUCCCUCUCCGCCACGCUCCUCCUCCACGCCUCGCUGGCGAUCGCGCUCUACGCCUUCGACGUCUUGCUUGCCGGCCCGCAAGGCCAGAUUAUCGGCGAGAAAGAACUAGGAAGAGAGGGAAGAAACAGGAAGCGAGAAAGAUGCUAG
This is a messenger RNA of Cajanus cajan (pigeon pea), 417 nucleotides long. RefSeq names its product AT-hook motif nuclear-localized protein 17. Gene Ontology annotation, cellular component: nucleus. The record is from RefSeq and is a predicted model, not a curated record. Lineage: Eukaryota; Viridiplantae; Streptophyta; Magnoliopsida; Fabales; Fabaceae. Gene Ontology annotation, molecular function: minor groove of adenine-thymine-rich DNA binding; DNA-binding transcription factor activity.